UCGCGCGAUGUCUUCAAGGCUAUUAGUUGUCUUAUGGUCGCUAAACUCGAAGAACCCGGUUGGUCGCGAUGUUGAUAACGAACAGGACUUUGAGAAAGCAAACAAGGGACCAAGGGUGCGCGGUCACAUCCCAGACCGCGUUGUUUACUUGAAAUCCCCUUCGGGACUAGAGUAG
Colletotrichum destructivum is the source of this 175-nucleotide messenger RNA. RefSeq lists its product as uncharacterized. The transcript has a single exon. The coding region runs from base 8 to 175 and encodes 55 amino acids. The record is from RefSeq and is a predicted model, not a curated record. Lineage: Eukaryota; Fungi; Ascomycota; Sordariomycetes; Glomerellales; Glomerellaceae.